This is a messenger RNA of Mercenaria mercenaria, 3485 nucleotides long. RefSeq names its product armadillo repeat-containing protein 8-like. Gene Ontology annotation, molecular function: protein binding. The coding region runs from base 102 to 2084 and encodes 660 amino acids. The record is from RefSeq and is a predicted model, not a curated record. Gene Ontology annotation, cellular component: GID complex. NCBI's taxonomy places the organism in Eukaryota, Metazoa, Mollusca, Bivalvia, Venerida, Veneridae. The transcript has 19 exons. Gene Ontology annotation, biological process: proteasome-mediated ubiquitin-dependent protein catabolic process.
CUGAAACAAGUGACAGAACUGUUUGCUUGUUUAAAAUCAAGCGUCUGUCAGUGGAGACUUUUUUGUCUGAACAAAAGAAGACGACUUUUAGUAUUUUUGCAAUGUUAUUUGCGUCAAUGGAAAUUGAUGGCCAGACUGACUGGUAUGAUACACUGCAUUCAGACGAACCUGAUAAAUGGCAAGAGGCCUUAAUCUGGAUUAAGAAUGCUGUGAUUGGAAACAAUAAGCAGAAAUCCAAUGCUAUCAACCAUGGUGCUGUACCAAGAUUGUUACAGUGGCUGGUAGAUGAAGAUGCCCCACAACAGAUUAGAACUGAUGCUGCUAUUGUAAUGGGAUCAAUUGCUAAAGGCACUGUGGAUAACAUAAACACCCUGGUCGAGGAAGGCAGUGUUGCUGUUUUACUUAAAGGUUUAAGCAAUCCCAGCUUGCCAUUUGUUGAGGCGUGUUUACGAUGUUUGAGGACUAUUUUCAUCAGCAAUUCAAACUGUGUCAGUUUCAUCUAUCAGGAUCCUACAAUCAUUCCUCACCUAGUGAACAUCAUGCAGCAGUCUGUCUGUACACAGGAAUGUAUCACCAACAUUCUAGCUAACUCGUGCCAGACAACAGAGCAACAGAACAAGUUGUGUAAAAAUCAGAUAGUACCAGUGUUAGUUUCCCUCAUUGCCGGUAAUGUAUAUAAAGUCCAGAUGCCGACGCUGAAAUGUCUAGCUGUGCUGGUGAAAGACAAUGAUGAUACUAGUGACACUGUUGCAAAAGCCACACAUAAUGGAGAACCAUUCCCAAACCUUUUGGUGCAGUUGUUGUACAGAGAUAAAACAUCUGAGAUGCAGAUCUUAGCAGCUAAAGUGCUUGCAUACAUGUGCAGAGGUGGAGCUAUUGAUCCACACGACCCAAAAAUAGCCAUGAAGACGCUGCCUUGUUUGAUCAGAAUGUGUAGUAAGGACCGAACUCUAGAGGAGAAUGUUGAGGGAGCCGAGACGCUCGCAUACCUCCUGGAAGUGGAUGCCACUUUACAGAGGACAGCGUCCAUAUCAGAGCGUAUCAUUAAAACACUGUCAGAAUAUUUGAAAUAUACGGAUGUUCAACAGAUUACUAGAAGUGGGAAGCAGAGUGAUAUACACUGGGGUAAUGAAAUGAAACAAGCAGCAUUUAAAGCAUUUGCAGCCCUUGGUGCUAAUGAAGAAGAUAUUAGAAAACAGAUUAUUGAAACAGAGAAUUUGAUGGACUGUGUGGUAGCAGGUUUGAACAGUAGUGACAUGAAGGUGGCAGCCGCAGCUAUACGGUGUUUACACAGUUUGUCAAGGUCUGUUCAGUUGUUGCGAACAACGUUUCAAGAUCAUGCCGUUUGGAAACCUCUGAUGAAGAUAAUUCAGGAAGGACCAGAAGAGCUUUUACAGGUGUCAACAUCAACACUAUGUAACCUGCUGUUAGAAUUUUCACCUAGUAAAGAGUGUAUACUGGACUGUGGAGCUAUCAAUAUUUUAGUAGGACUGACCAGCAGACCUGAUCCAGGGCUGAGGUUAAAUGGAAUUUGGGGACUUAUGAAUAUGACAUUUCAAGUUGAACAGAAAGUGAAAUCUCAAGUUGUUGAAGCCAUUGGUACAGAACAGUUAUUCAGGCUUCUCUCUGACCCUGAUGCAAACAUUGUUAUGAAGACGCUUGGUUUAUUGCGCAAUCUUUUGUCUAAUAAGCUGCAUAUAGACAACAUUAUGAACAUGUAUGGAAAUCAGAUUAUGCAGGCAGUUAUCUUUAUUCUAGAGGGAGAUCACCCACCACAGGUCAAGGAACAGACACUAUGUAUACUAGCUAAUGUAGCUGACGGGGACCAAGCCAAGGAGUAUAUUAUGGGAAAUGAAGAUGUCCUUAAGAAACUUAUGAACUACAUGUUACAUUUGAACGUGAACCUACAGAUUGCUGCCACCACCUGUAUCUCAAACCUUGUCUGGAACGAAGAAGAAGGUGCUUAUAUAAGACAAGCAAAACUACGAGAGAUGGGAGUUCAGACAUUGCUACAGAAGCUGUUGAGCACCAACGAUUCUGUCCUGUUUGAGAAGGUUAAAACGGCGCUACAACAGUUCACCUGACAAAGAGAGAGCCAUACUGUACUAAUUGUGGAUCUUUCAACCUUUUACGUUUGAUUCCUCAAGAGUUGGAUAUAUUCAAAUGUAGAAGUGAAGAAUGGAGAUGGACAUUGAUACACUGAGUGAAAAACUCUGAACUAACUUUGAAUACAUUUAGAUAUUAGAUCUUAAGAAACUUGCAUUUGUUCUAUUAUACAAUUAUUUGUUUCUCAAAAAAUUUAUGCAGAUGGCUGCUCCCUGUACAAAAAAAAAUAAUACUGUAAAUCCAGUAUUAUUCGCGGUGUUUUAAUUUUCGCUAUUUUUCGCGAAUCGGGUGCAUCGCGAAUUCAUCAAUCUGCGUAAAUUCCCUUCCAUAACAUACAUAAAUAUCCGAAAAAAAUGUCCGUAAUAAGGCCAAGUUCAGCAAUGAAUACUGACCGCCUGUAUACAAUGUUAAUUGAAUGAAUUUCAGUUUAUUUCAAUAAUUCUGAAUAAGUAUAAUAAAAAAAAUCCUCGGAAAUACAUUUCUUGUAGAUCAUACUGCUUAAAGACAUAAUUUACGCAAGGAGCUAAAGUUUGGAUUUACAUGCAGCUGACAGGGUUGUUUCUAACAUGAAAACUUUGUUCAUUUGUUUAACAGAAUACAGAUGUGUCGAACAAGCAGAGCACGUGUUGCCUGAGGGGAUGAUCCAUAUCAUCCUUUAUUUGAUAUUUUUUACCCAUUGUUUAGAUAACAAUAGGGAUUAGCACACAAAUUAUCAAACCAUUAAGUUACAAUUAUCUAUGAAAUGACUGUAACAAACUUUGAAAAAAGCAAUUAUCAUGUGAAUAACUUAACCGAUUACGAAAUAAGUGUUACGGGCCAUGUUUUAACGAGUCCUUGGUGUGCAUGAACUCGGUACGGUAGGGAAAAUUUGGCAUUAAUGUAAUCACAACUUCUGGAAUCGGAAUUUCGCUAAUAUAUGAUAAGAACUUUCGCGAAUUUAAAUUUCUGACCCGCCACCCGCGAAUUCAUAAAUCCGCGAAAUAAUUCAGGGUAAGUGAUUUCGCGAAAUAAAGAUCACGCUAAUAUAAAGUGAUUUACAGUAAGAGAAAAUGUAUGCCUAAUGCUGCUUUUUACACACACAAAAAAUGUGUUAUUUUUAAAAGAUUUUGAGAUAAUUAAAUUUUCUUUUUUCAUCAAAUUCGGUGGAUGAGUGGCUAGAAGUGGUAGACUGUGCAGAGUACUGGUUUUCAUGGACAAAAUGAUAAUCUUAAAAUAUUCACGAGAAUAGUCCAUUUUAUGUGCUAAAAGUCUUUUUUGGGGGGUUGGGGGGAGAGGGGAGGAUGUGAAAGUUUGUAUUUAUGAAUACAUGAUUUUUUUUGUUGAAGUAUUGUAUUAUAUUUGUAUAUGUGAAAGAAAGCGAUUAAAUGUGCUGAUUUAAA